AUGGCAGCACCACCUCCUUUCUAUGACACGGCCAUUGGUCGACAAAAGUACAAUGAAGCCACAGGGCCCAAGAUACGACCUGGCGGUUGGCCCAUGGCCUUUGAGUUCAUCCAUGUCGUCCUCCUUGAUAAUCCACCACCUCUUUGUCGAACCUGUUGGAUUCAUCACCCGGUAACUGAGGACGAUUACCGACAUCGGGUCGACCCCAUACCACCGGAAGAGAUCGAGAUGCGUCGGGCCUGGUGGGAAGAGAACCUGGAAAAGCUUGGUGUCAAGACAUUAAGCAUGGUCAAGUCAAUCCAUGGGCAACACAGAAAAAGGGUCUUUUACGAUCUUGUCUGUACCCCCACCGACGACAAGGACCCAGAGGUCAAAACAAAUGGCCGAUAUCAUUUCUCCACUCAAACACCCUACCGUCUCGGCCUAUUUCCCAAUCCUUUCCUCAGUCUUGAGGCCCUCGCUGCUCAGACUCAAACCCAGGAUCUAAGCUGGCUCAGAGAAAGGGCAAAGGAUUGGAGCCGCCGACAUGUACAGGCCCAGAAAGUACAGCCGGUACCCACAAGUGCCACAGCUAGUUUGAAGGAGAACAACGAGCUCAAGCUCAAGAACGGUGACCUUCAGAAAGAAGUCGAGGAUCAGAAGACUUCGAUCGACAAUAGCGAUAUCACGCUGCAGAACCUGGAGCGAGAGCAAGUGUCCGCACCGCUUUACAAGGCACACAGCUUGACUGAUGCUUGUGUCUUCAGGAAAACUUCUCUUGACGAUCAGCUCAAGCAAGCACGGGAGGCCGCCAACAAACAAACCGAGGAUCUUGUCAAAAAGGAACGACGUAUCAAGGCAUUGCAAGAAGAGCUCUCGACGCAGGACGAUCACCUAGCCACGAUUGGCCGUCUCCGGGUACAGAUCAAGACCCUCCAAAGUGACGCCGAACGCAACCAAGACCGCAUUCGAACCCUCGAAACGGACCUCGCCAAUGCCUCGGCUGAUUCGUCGGAAAAGGACUUGAGCCAAGAUGACUUGGAGCGUAUCAGCCAGCUUGAGACUGAGCUGCAGGACUGCAAGGAUGAAUUGCAAAAGCUGCAAAAGGAGCACAAAGUCCUGCAAAAAGGAUUUACACAACUCGAUGACAAGCUCGACGACAGAGACAAAGACCCGGAAACCUACGAUGACAGCGAGCAACUCAGGAACAUGAGGGCAAGUCGUGAUCACUACAAGCGAAAAGUGGAGGCACUGCAGAAGGCCGCCAAAUCUUACCAAGCUGAAGCCAAUCAAGUGCCUCUCCCUCAAGCCGAUCAGGUGCCUCUCUGGGAUCAGGAGCCUCCCUAUGAGGAACUCCCUGCUCGCCUGAUGGAGAUCAUGGAGGACAUUUCACGAAAGCAAAUCACUGUCCUGCUUCUCAACAGGCUCGCUUGGUUUGCGGCACAGGAUGAGGAUAUCCUCGAUUCACACAACAACGUGAUGCCCGUCAACAAUAUCGGGAACGCUGCGUUGAGUUAUAUACCUGCCACCUCUUACGACCUUCAUGCUUCUGCUUGGAGGUUGGCCACCAUUGUCCAAGCAACGAGGGGUGAGACCUCUCGCGCGCCAUGGCGCUCCUUGGGGAGGGGGUUUUUGACUUUCUCCGUACGAACACCAGAGACGGGUAUACUUGUCUCUACCGUUCAGGAGGGGGUCUCUGACUUUCUCCGUACGAACACCAGAGAUGGGUAUACUUGUUUCUACCGUUCAGGAGGGGGUCUACCAAUCCACCUUGUAGACCAGAGACCCGCACGCAAGAUCGACCUGGACCACGGCGCCUGUCCUGUCUUGGGGUCGGGUAGACGGGUCAGGCAGUCUGGCAAUAUCGGCCGUCUAUCGAGUUAUGACCGACGUUCUAGGAGCAAGAUCCAGAGCUACGCAGACUGUAUCAACAGAGUUGCAGAGCGACCCCUAUACCUCCCAGAGAUUUUGUGUCUCUGCGUACCAAUCAUCUACCCGAGACUCCUUGUCUUUGCGUACAAACCGUCUACCAGAGACUUUGUGUCUCUGCGUGAAAAUCCCCACCAGAGACUUCGUGUCUUUGCGUACAAAUCAUCUACCAGAGCUUCGUCUCUGCGUGAAAAUCCCCACCAGAGACCCCGUGUCUUUGCGUACAAAUCAUCUACCAGAGAUUCGUCUCUGCGUAUCAUUCAUCCACCAGAGAUUCGUCUCUGCGUAUCAUUCAUCCACCAGAGAUUCGUCUCUGCGUAA
Messenger RNA from Filobasidium floriforme, 2229 nucleotides. RefSeq lists its product as uncharacterized. The record is from RefSeq and is a predicted model, not a curated record. The transcript is spliced from 14 exons. Bases 1 to 2229 code for a protein of 742 amino acids. Lineage: Eukaryota; Fungi; Basidiomycota; Tremellomycetes; Filobasidiales; Filobasidiaceae.